UGGGGCGGGCCUGCUCCGGGCUCCGGCCGAGGGACGCUGCUCCUCCUCCUCCUGCUGCUGCGGCGGCGGCGGCGCCCGGUCUGCUCCUGGGCCCGGCGGCGGCUCCGUCCCGUGCGGGCAGCCCGGGCGCGAGGGAGCCCCAGGAGGCCCCCCUCCAGCAGCCCCGGGCCAGGCCUGCCCCCCAGCAAGGAGCGCGCCCCGCUGGUCUGCAGGCAGGGAGGCAUCUCGGCCCUGUCCGUGCAGCGGGGGGGGGGGGGCUGCCUCUGGGCGGCCAGCAGGGAGCUCCUUCGGCAGCUCCGGGUCCCUGCCUGUGCCCCCUCUCCCCCCCCCCGCCAGAAGCCUCCUCCUUGGGGGAACUGGCCCGUGUGUGGGGCCAGCUUGCCUGCCUGCCUGCCUGCCCGCUGCUUGCGGCUGGGCUGUUGCGGCCUGGCCUGGCCCCGGCCCCUGACUGGGCUUGAACCUGCCAGCGCCUUGCUGAGCCCUGUCGGGGUCCUUCAGGCUGCCCCUCCCUGGCCAAGGGGUCCCUCUCUGGGGGAGAGCACCUUGCUCCGCCAUGGGGGCUUGAAUCCCGCCCCGUGGCCUGGCUGGGGGUGUGGAGGGGGAUGUCUCUGUGUGGCAAGCCGUCUUCCUUCUCUCCUGGGCAGCCCCGAGAGUAACUUCCCGAGACGUGGGCUGACAUGCGUGAGCCCCUCCUGGAGGGCAUGGGGUUUGCCCUCAAGUACCUGGGCAUGACGCUGGUGGAGAAGCCCAAAGGCGCGGACAUGGCAACUGCUGCCAUCCACCGGAUCAUUGCCAUGGCUCGGGUAGGCCCCAAGAAGUUCCAGAAGGUGAUUCUAACUGUCUCGCCACGAGGCCUUUCUCUUCAGGAUGCUGAGACCAAGGAGACCAUUGGAAAUGUCUCCAUUUACAGGAUUUCCUACUGCACUACGGACAAGCUGCAGAACAAGGUCUUUGCCUACGUGGCCCAGAACUCGCAGAGCGGUGCCCUGGAGUGCCAUGCUUUCCUGUCGCCCAAGAAAAAGAUCGCCCAGGCGGUGACUCUGACGGUGGCCCAGGCCUUCCAGGUGGCGCUGGAUCUCUGGGAAGCUGCCCAGGCAGGAGGAAGAAGAGGAGGAGGAGGAAGAGGAAGAGGAAGGAGAUCUUGGCACAGCCUUCUUCACUGGAUGCGGGGAGCUUUUCUGGCGGCAGCUCCCCGAUCACCCAGUUCCAGCCAGCGGCCGCCUGGGGCUGCAGUGACCCCCGUGGCGGUGGCGGCGGUGGCGGCAGCUGCCUGCCUCCGGGGCUGCUCUUCUAAGAGUCGGGCCGGUCCGCCCUCCCUGCAGCCUCCAGCACCACUCCGCCUGCCCAGCACGUCCGCCACGCACAAAGGGCCGCCCGCCCGCCCGCCCGCCCUCCUCUGCUCCCCAGCCGGGCCGGGAGACCGUGGCAUCGCCAGCCUGGGCCUGCCGCCUCUGCACUCGCCAGGCUUCGGGGCCUCCUUCUGAGGCUGCUCCUGUGAGGGCGCUUGGUGCAGGCGCCCGGCGCCCCCCCCCGCCCCCCCCGGAGGCCGCCCUCCCAGCCUCCUCUUCACCCCACGCUUGGGAGGGAGCUGCAGGGGAGCAGGUGGACUCUGGCCUCUCCUCCCUCCCUCCCCAUCUCCCAGUCUCUCAUCACCGCCAAGUCACAGCGUUGUAGCAAAAGACUAGUUUUUAAUGCCCUUUUUUCGGAAGGGAAAUAAACCAUUUCUACUCUC
This is a messenger RNA of Hemicordylus capensis (graceful crag lizard), 1732 nucleotides long. RefSeq names its product low density lipoprotein receptor adapter protein 1-like. Lineage: Eukaryota; Metazoa; Chordata; Lepidosauria; Squamata; Cordylidae. Bases 678 to 1484 code for a protein of 268 amino acids. The record is from RefSeq and is a predicted model, not a curated record. The transcript has 7 exons.